AAGCUUACAGCUGACGUCAGCACAUCUGAUGUGUACAAACCAUGCACAUUCAUAAAACACGCACAUCAUGGCUGAAACACAAACACGCGAGGCUCUGCGGGGCUGUACUUAGGCACAGCGGUGCUUUGAGCUAAAUGCUAGCACAGCUUUAGCAUGUUAGCAUGCUAACAUUUGCUAAUCAGCACUAAACACAACGUACAGCUGAGGCUGAUGGGAGUGGCAUCAGCUUUGCAGGUGUUUGGGCAUAAACCAGCGUGGGACAAAUUGAAAUUCUGACCUGACGAUGGCGCUAGAGGAAAAGUCAGAGGAUCAUUAAAGUUAUUACAGUUCAUCCUGAAACUAAUUUCAUCUUGAUCCUUCCGAUUGUUGUUGAGAUAUUUCAGCCUGGACUGAAGUGACGGGCCGACACUUUAGUCCAGACUACAAUUAGACACCACUGUCUAACAUUAAGGUUGCAAACACUAACAAUUACUUUCAUUAUUGAGCCAUCUAUCUGUGUUAGCCUAACCGUUUAGUCGAUAAUUAACAUGUAGGAACACGAUACAACAUGUAAAUCAGACCGCUUUGAAGUUGAUGAAACUUUUCUCCUUUGAUGAAGCUAGCAGUUUCCCUCCGCCUCCCGUCUUUGCGCUAAGCUACGCUAAACGAAUCCUGAACCUUUGUCUCCUAAAAAAAAGAUACUAUGUGGUUUAGUUAAAUAUGUUUUGGACCCAACUGAUGUGCUUCUUAUCUGACUCUGUGGGAAGAUUUCCCAAAAUGUCAGCGUUUCUUUGAAUGGAAGGAGUCAUAAUUGAGAGGGAAACAACAGUAAGAGCAUUCAAAUGCUAAACAAGUACAAGGACAGGCCUUCUUCGCAGCAGGUAUCUUGACUCGUCAGAGUAGGAAGAGCACAGGUGUUACUAACAGCAUUAACAUGGCUCUGUUCCAUUCAGAGUGUCCCAGUAUGCCAUGACAGCGAGCCAGCACCCUGAAACUGAAGCAGCUAAAUGGAACUCAGCCAUCAUUCCGUUUAUUAUUGACUGUGCUCCUCUUCUGUGAAAAAGGCCGAUAUUACACCGAUUAAUAAGAACUAAAUGAGUAAUGAAGCGCAGCGUUAAUUAGGGGCAAAAAUGAUUUCGCUCGUGGGACAAUAAAGAAGAUGUGUGUGUGUCAGUGAGUCCAUCAGCUGGUGUGUAAACACUUUGACUCUUCAUCUGCUGCUCGAGUUAAUCCUCACAACAAACACUGAAACACUUUUGGUGUGAUUAUCAUCUUAAAUGUAGUGAUUUCUCAAGGCAGUUUUGUAUGCACAGUGAUUGGAUGCUCAUGGAUAUUUUUAAUCUUGUGAAAUUUUAUUUGCACACAUUUUCUAAGAAGGGAAAUACACAGGGCUGCAGAAGACACCGAGGCCGUGAACUUAUGUAAUGUGAAUUUGGGGGUUUUAAAGGGGACUUGACUCCGUUUGUAAAGCAAACAACAUAAUACAUAUAGAGGCUUCAGCAUUUCCUCUCCAGUAUUGUCUUCCUCCAGCAGCCUGUGUAGAACUAUUGCAAAGACAUCAGAAAGUAAAAGGAAAGUAUAGUUGAGUAAACUCCCAGGCAUGGUCCUGUAAAUUAGGGAAACUGUUUGUUUAACUUACUCUCAUGUUAUCUUAUUUGUUAGUUUUAAUUUUACUGUAUUUAUAUAUAUUUUUGUCACUUUUUGUGUAAAUUUUACUUUUUGAUUGUGCUUUUAUUAAAACACUGUGCAAAUAAAUAUAGCCUAAAUCGGUUUUUUUUUCAGUUUUGUGUUAAAUCUAACAUCACAUAGUAACAAUCCGUCUUUAGUCAUCGUGGGUUUUUCCAGUUUUUUCGGGAGUUUCAGACAUUUCGGAGACUUUUGUUCUUCGGUAAACAGGAAGCGGAUCAGUGACUCUAAACGAGUCGCUUCUUUCUCUCUAAUCCUCCAUCAUUAAACCUUCAGCUCCACCCUGAAGCUCCAGCAUCUCUCUGACGGCUCCCGGGACUCACACCCUCAACCACUUGACCCUCGGGACCCGCCUCCGUCCCUUUUAACGGCCUCUGUGUGUGUGUGUGUGUGUGUGUGUGUGUGUGUGAGGCGUUAAAAAGGACGGAGGACACACACUCUCUUAAUGUCUUCCCUCAUGUAUUUGUCAUGCUGUUAAAUCCUCUCCGGUCGGCCCGCGCAGCUCCGGGCUCCCGUUCCGUUUAACGGCAUUCAUGGACCCAAACCCUCCGCUGUCCGCUCCUCUUUAACGGGCUGCAGCGGCUGAAGCAUCGCGGACACGAACCUGGAACUUUAUCUUUCCGUCCUUCCGCCUCUCCUUCCCCCCGCGUCAUGUCGUUUGGCACCAACACAAAAACUGGCUUCUCCGUGCGGGACAUCCUGGAUCUCCCAAACCCGACCGGGAGAUGCGGCUCCGGGACCGAGGAGACCGAGGAGGACGACACCGAGGAGGCCUCCGCGGAGGUUUCAGGGCCGGAAAACGCGCAGAAACUGGGAUUUAGCGACCGGAGUUUGUGCGAGCGUGGCUGCGGAAGCUACGGGAGGUGGAGCCGCGUAUCCGGUAACCGGCACUUCUCAUUACACGGUCUUUCCUUGGAGGCCCGUACCGAGCCCAAAUCUCCCGAGCUCUCCACGGACGAAUCCCCGGACGCGGAGCGGGUCCCGGCGAGCAGCGCGGCGCAGAAGAGCCGCGGCAGUAAGCGCCGGGUGCUGUUCUCCAAGGCGCAGACCUUCGAGCUGGAGCGCCGCUUCCGACAGCAGCGCUACCUGUCCGCCCCGGAGAGGGAGCACUUGGCCGGGCUGAUCCGCCUCACCCCAAACCAGGUGAAGAUCUGGUUCCAGAACCACCGCUACAAGAUGAAGCGGGCCCGGGUCGAGCACAGCCUGGAGGCGCUGCAGCUGUUCCCGGCCAGCCGGGUCGCCAUCCCGGUCCUGGUGCGGGACGGGAAGCCUUGCGACCGAAUCACAGCGCAGGACCUGGAGGCGACGCUCAGGUCCGGUCUGAGCCUGCCUCUGUGUGCCUACUCCCCGCUGCUGCACCCCGCCUACGGCCCGGAGCACCCCGGGCUGCGGCAGCAGCACCCGGGAGUGCAGCAGCUGGCGCACAUGUACCACUGGAGGUGGUGAGGCCCGGGUCCAAACUUUCCCUGAAGGAUACACUUCCUAAAACACUAAGACGUCCAUGUCAUAAGCUCGAUCGUGUUCGGCCUUAAAAUGAUUGGUUUUCUUCGCAGAAUUGGCUCUUUUUUGAAUGGAGUGUGGUAAAUAUCAGAAAAAAUAGUAGGGCAUUUUCCCAGAAAGGAUGAGUGUCUCGAAACAAGGCACAAUAAAAAACAUGUCACAUGAGAAAAUUAAAAUCUUAAAGUUGAAGCACAAGUUUGUUUUAAACUUAAGACUAAUUUCCUGUCGGUUUCUGAUUCCGUUUUCAGCCUUUCAUCAAGUUCAAAUCACCAGUUUUUAGGGCAUUUACUGUAAUGGCGAAGCCCCCUUAAAAAUGACUCUUUUCUGUCUCGUACAGCUUGAUUUUCCUUUGUAUCCCCAUCACUGAGAACAACUUUCCCCCCAUUCAGACUCGCAAACGUCUAAAACUACCCAGCUUCUUGUUAAAUACGUGAAUGAAAAAGACUGAAGUCGAACUGAUCAUAAAACAAAGGUUUUGUUGUUUUGUUGUUGUUGUUGUUUUCGUUGUGUUUUUUCUGCAAAAAGUGUCACUUUUAUCGCGAGAAAAUGUUUCCGUGUGUUUCAUAAAUCUAUUUAUAAUGUUGACCGGUGAGUUGUUUUGUAAUAAACUGGAUAUUUAUGACGGUGAAUAAAAGGUGGAGCAGGUGAGAGUGAUUUGAUUUCAGCCUGUAUUGAAUCUGAUCGCUCUGACAGGAAUAUUAAUAUUAUUCUUUACAGAGAUAUUAUCUUCUUUUUUUUUUUAAAUCAAAAAACAUUUAUCAUUUAUUUCAUGCAAGUAUUAUCCUGUCAUCACCAACUUCAAAGUGCUGCAGAAUUUGAAUCAUAAUAAAAGAGCUAUUCAUUAUCCAACCUAUGAUGUACACUACAAACUUUAAAGUCAGAAUUCGUGAUAAAUUGAUUGAAGUUGUGGAGAGCUUGGCUCCUAAACUGGGAUUACAUUUCCUGUCAUGUUCAUAUGACAUGUCUGUAUUAUUCCUGCAGAAACGGUGCAUUUCUAUUGUAUAGAGGGGUCUAUAUAUUGAGCACUUCACGGUUUCCUGUGGGGAGUUUCUGGUGAAUUUGGACAGCUAAAUGAUUUGUUUAAUAUUUUGCUAUGAAUGAAAAAUAAAUGGGUCAAAGCUACAGGUCUAAUAAAGGGAUGGGAAGUCAUUAGAAGUAAUAUUUUAGGAAUAACUUUGUUAUACUAAACUAUAGCUGAAUUUGUUUUAAUAUUCCAACAAUGUUUUCAUAAGAUUCCUAAAACUAUUCGAAAAGUGAAUGGAGUUUGGUACAUUUGCAGAUUUGUUUGAAUGUAAUGUAAGUGUAUUUCUAGGACCUUAACAUGUCUUUGUCAGGGCUGUAGUGAUUUUAUAGUGACCUUUAUUUAUUUUCUACUUCUGAAUCAUAAACAUCAGAGCAAACUGAGGAUCAGCAGCAGCAUUUAAGGCACACGAGGAAGCAGCACUAUCAUGUGUUGUUCUUUGUAUUUCCUGUUGCCUGAUUCAGGUGUUUGAGUUGGAUGUAAUGAAUAAAUGAAGAGGAGGAAAAGGAGACUGAAACCUC
Messenger RNA from Siniperca chuatsi (mandarin fish), 4707 nucleotides. RefSeq names its product NK2 homeobox 2b (gene nkx2.2b). The transcript has 2 exons. Gene Ontology annotation, molecular function: RNA polymerase II cis-regulatory region sequence-specific DNA binding; DNA-binding transcription factor activity, RNA polymerase II-specific. Gene Ontology annotation, biological process: regulation of transcription by RNA polymerase II; cell differentiation. The record is from RefSeq and is a predicted model, not a curated record. Lineage: Eukaryota; Metazoa; Chordata; Actinopteri; Centrarchiformes; Sinipercidae. The coding region runs from base 2317 to 3111 and encodes 264 amino acids. Gene Ontology annotation, cellular component: nucleus.